Molecule: messenger RNA, 1640 nt
Organism: Psammomys obesus (fat sand rat)
Lineage: Eukaryota; Metazoa; Chordata; Mammalia; Rodentia; Muridae
Gene: Wdr70
Product: WD repeat domain 70
Biological process (GO): regulation of DNA double-strand break processing
Cellular component (GO): nucleus; site of double-strand break
Molecular function (GO): protein binding
Source: RefSeq, a predicted model, not a curated record
UUCCGGACCGGCCGCUCUUGGCGACGCGGACUCGGAGACGACUUCCUGUCGGGCUUUCUGGUAGCGCGCCGCUUCGCGGGGGCUUCUGCGGAGGCUGUGGGUUCAGACGGCCAUGGAGCACUCGGGGCCCAACGAAGUGACAGGCACAGACCCGGCGGGACCCGAUCCUCAACUGGCAGUCACCAUGGGCUUCACAGGUUUCGGAAAGAAAGCUCGUACAUUUGACUUGGAGGCCAUGUUUGAGCAAACUCGGAGGACAGCUGUGGAAAGGAGCCGGAAAACACUUGAAGCAAGAGAAAAAGAGGAAGAAAUGAACAGAGAGAAAGAACUAAGAAAACAACUUGAAGAUGAAGGUGUUGAACCAACACCAACGCCAUCGAGCUCGCGUGCAGUCAGAGAUCACCCGAAACCAUCAUCCAGGGACACAAGCAGCAGUGACAGUGAAGACAGUUCUGAUUCAUCUGAUGAUGAGUUAAUUGGCCCUCCUUUACCCCCUAAAACGGUAGGAGAACCAGUUAAUACUGUGGAUGAAGAUAUCCUUGGCCCUUUACCUCCACCUCUGUGUGAAGAAGGCGAGGAAGAUGAUGAUGAUGAAUUAGAGGAUGAAGGAGAAGAAGAAGGUCAUACAGCAAUGCUUCAUACUGGCUCAUGGCAUCCCAAAAUAAAAGGAGAAUUUAUGACUUGCUCAAAUGAUGCGUCCAUCCUAAAUUCCACUAUAAACAGGCUCACGCUCCCGGCACAGACACUUCUUGUGUAGCUUUCUCCUAUGAUGGUAAUGUCCUUGCCUCUCGUGGAGGUGAUGACACAUUAAAAUUAUGGGAUGUCCGACAAUUUAAUAAGCCAUUAUUUUCAGCCUCAGACCUUCCCACCUUGUUUCCAAUGACCGACUGCUGUUUCAGUCCUGAUGACAAACUCAUAGUCACUGGCACCUCUGUUCAAAGGGGAUGUGGCAAUGGCAAACUUGUCUUCUUUGAGCGCAGGACUUUCCAAAGGGUGUAUGAAAUCGACAUCACAGACGCGAGUGUCGUCCGCUGCCUGUGGCAUCCAAAGCUGAACCAGAUCAUGGUUGGAACCGGAAAUGGACUGGCAAAAGUAUAUUAUGACCCCAACAAGAGUCAGAGGGGAGCAAAAUUAUGUGUGGUUAAAACCCAGAGGAAGGCAAAACAAGCUGAGACACUAACCCAGGACUACAUCAUCACCCCUCAUGCCUUGCCCAUGUUCCGUGAGCCCCGCCAGCGAAGUACGAGGAAACAGCUGGAGAAGGACAGGCUGGACCCCUUGAAGUCACACAAACCAGAGCCUCCUGUAGCAGGCCCAGGUCGUGGUGGCCGAGUUGGAACCCACGGGGGGACCCUGUCAUCCUACAUUGUGAAAAACAUUGCUUUGGACAAGACAGAUGACAGUAAUCCCCGGGAAGCCAUUUUGCGUCAUGCCAAAGCAGCAGAAGAUAACCCAUAUUGGGUUUCACCAGCGUAUUCCAAAACUCAGCCCAAAACCAUGUUUGCUCAAGUGGAAUCUGAUGAUGAAGAAUCAAAGAAUGAACCAGAAUGGAAAAAACGUAAAAUUUGAAGAAUCUCAUUUAAGAAUUGUUUACGUGGAGCAAGAGGAUAGGGUGCAGUGUUCCCCCUCCUCUGUCUCUC